Messenger RNA from Maniola jurtina (meadow brown), 1904 nucleotides. RefSeq names its product T-complex protein 1 subunit zeta (gene CCT6). Lineage: Eukaryota; Metazoa; Arthropoda; Insecta; Lepidoptera; Nymphalidae. Gene Ontology annotation, cellular component: chaperonin-containing T-complex. The transcript is spliced from 6 exons. Bases 92 to 1687 code for a protein of 531 amino acids. Gene Ontology annotation, biological process: protein folding. The record is from RefSeq and is a predicted model, not a curated record. Gene Ontology annotation, molecular function: ATP hydrolysis activity; ATP binding; ATP-dependent protein folding chaperone.
UUUUGUCUAUAAUUACCUCUCUUGUUCAACUCAGGGUGAUUGUGGUGUGAUUUCUUUACAAUAAUUUUUUGGGUUUACUAAUUCUAAAACAAUGUCCGCUAUAAGCCUAUUAAAUCCUAAAGCUGAGUUUGCGAGAGCAGCUCAAGCUUUAGCUGUGAAUAUGUCAGCCGCAAAGGGCAUUCAAGAUGUAAUGAAAACUAACCUCGGUCCUAAGGGUACAAUGAAAAUGUUGGUGUCUGGUGCUGGAGAUAUAAAGAUAACAAAAGAUGGAAACGUGUUGCUUCACGAGAUGCAGAUCCAACAUCCAACUGCUUCGCUCAUCGCUCGCGCUUCCACUGCUCAAGAUGACGCUACCGGCGACGGCACCACCUCCACUGUUCUGCUGAUUGGAGAGUUGUUAAAGCAGGCUGACAUUUACAUCAGUGAAGGUCUGCACCCAAGAAUCCUCACUGAAGGUUUUGAUGUUGCCCGCACUAAGGCUCUCGAAAUAUUGGAGUCUAUGAAAAUUCCCAUUGAGAUUAAGAGAGAAAAUCUGCUUGAUGUUGCUCGAACUUCAUUGAAAACUAAGGUGCAUCCAAGUCUAGCCGAUGUGCUAACUGCUGCCUGUGUGGAUGGUGUGUUAGCCAUACGCACGCCUGGCAAGCCUGUUGACCUGCACAUGGUGGAACUCAUGGAGAUGCAACACAAGACUGCUACAGAGACCACACUUAUCAAAGGUUUGGUGAUGGACCAUGGAGCUCGUCACCCAGACAUGCCAAAACGUGUUGAAAACGCCUACAUCUUAACAUGCAACGUUUCCCUUGAAUAUGAGAAGACAGAAGUUAACUCGGGCUUCUUCUAUAAAUCAGCAGAGGAUCGGGAGAAACUUGUUGCAGCUGAGAGAGAUUUUAUUGACCAGAGGGUUCAAAAGAUCAUUGCUUUGAAGAAAAAAUUGUGUGACGGUACCAACAAGUCAUUUGUGGUUAUAAACCAGAAGGGCGUCGAUCCCCUUUCACUAGAUGCUUUUGCAAAGGAGGGUAUAAUUGCUCUCCGUAGAGCCAAGAGACGCAACAUGGAACGCCUAGCUUUAGCCUGCGGAGGUACAGCCAUGAACUCCGUGGAAGAACUGUCAGAAGAACACCUUGGUUAUGCUGGAUUGGUUUAUGAACACAUUCUAGGAGAGGACAAGUAUACAUUCGUUGAGGAAUGCAAGAACCCUCAGUCCGUCACAAUUCUUAUUAAAGGUCCCAACAAACACACUCUCAUUCAGAUUAAAGAUGCUGUGCGUGAUGGCCUUAGAGCAAUCAACAAUGCAAUUGAAGAUAAGUGUGUGAUGCCCGGUGCUGGCGCUUUCGAAAUCAAAGCUAACAUGGAACUGCAGAAGUUUAAGGACACAGUUAAAGGCAAGGCUCGUCUUGGCAUCCAAGCAUAUGCUGAAGCUCUAUUAGUUAUUCCGAAGACCUUAGCUGUGAAUUCAGGGUUUGAUGCUCAGGAUACGAUUGUAAAACUUCAAGAGGAAUCGCGUCUUAGCCCUGACCCUAUUGGUUUGGAUUUAAGCACCGGUGAACCGAUGAAGCCAGCCGAUUUAGGAGUAUAUGAUAAUUACAUUGUGAAAAAACAGAUUAUUAACUCCUGUUCAGUUAUCGCCAGCAACCUCCUUCUCGUAGAUGAAAUCAUGAGAGCUGGAAUGUCUAGCCUUAAAGGAUAACUUUUUAGUAUCACUGAUUUGCUUAUCCAUUAAAAUGUUUAAUUUACUUCUAACAUGUAAUCUUUUAGUUAACAAUGCAUUUGUUGCAACUGUAAGCUGUCUUGACUGGGUUAAUGGUGCCUAGUGCUUAAAAUUUCAGCAUUAUUUUAAUGAAAUAUAAUUGCUUAAUAUUAAUAAAUUAAUUAUUACUAAAGCUAAUAAAAACCUUAAAAAAUAA